Messenger RNA from Orussus abietinus, 1046 nucleotides. RefSeq lists its product as uncharacterized. Gene Ontology annotation, molecular function: protein binding; lipid binding. Gene Ontology annotation, cellular component: actin cortical patch; cytoplasm. Gene Ontology annotation, biological process: endocytosis; actin cortical patch localization; plasma membrane tubulation. The record is from RefSeq and is a predicted model, not a curated record. Bases 214 to 1011 code for a protein of 265 amino acids. NCBI's taxonomy places the organism in Eukaryota, Metazoa, Arthropoda, Insecta, Hymenoptera, Orussidae. The transcript is spliced from 4 exons.
UCUGAUCAAAAUAACCUCGAAAAACGCAAAAUUACCCCACCAUGAUCGCGACGGUGGUAACACUGGCAAAAAGAGAAAUAGAGAAUAUCAGACCAUGAAAGUGAUAAAGGUUAUGUGUCGUUUUCAGAUAUUAUAGCACUGAAAUUUGAAAUGGCACUUUGAUUGAUAUAAUUUCAUAACUAUUAUGAUAAAGCAGUGUCCAGCAAAGGUAAAAUGGCGUGGAAUUUGUUGAAGAAAAGUCACUUAACACAGCGACCCACUCCUGCCCCGCCGCUCCUUUCCCAUGCCGAGGACAGAGAAUUGGAUGUCAUUGUGCAGAGACUCAUGCAUAUCGAAGAGACGGUGAGAAAACUCACAAAGGAGACGAAGCGGUACCUGGAAUCAAUGGACAACCUUGAUCGAGCCGAUCAACGUCUAAGUGCUAAUCUUAGCACGUGCGAUUUGGCUCAUACAAACGAUGAAUUUAGGAAAAUAGUCGAGGAGUACCAUUCUGUCACAACACAGGUUGGAAAAAAUGUUCAGGAAACAAUGGCUCUCUGCCAAAAGACAUUUAUCGAACCUCUGAAGAAACUACGAGACUUAUUUGCUAUUAUUGCCGAAGCACUUGCUAAAAGAGAGGAACUCGUAGCUACCUGGAAGUGCACUUACAAUCGUCUAAAAAAACUUCAAGAAAGGAAAGACCGAACAGCUAGUCACAUUGCCAAAGUGGAACGGGAGCGAAGAAUCGAAGAAGCAGCAGCAAAGGAAUUAAAAAAUUGCCAUUCACAGCUACUUAUCGAUUUCCCAGCCUUUCUUGACAAAAGGUUGGAGUACAUUGAACCUAGCAUUCACGCAUUUAUCAUGAUUCAAUUAAACUAUUAUGGUAGCACAAUGGAACUGUUUGCUCAACUGAUGUCCCAGAAAUCCUCGAGUUCACCGGAAAGGAUUUCAACAAACGACGAUGAGUACCAAAAAAAGAUUACCGAGCAGUUUAAUCGUAUCCGUGGGCUAACGAUAGUAAAAGACGAUUAAGUGAUCAGAGAGAUUAAUGAAAAAGAGAAGAGAUC